Colletotrichum lupini is the source of this 993-nucleotide messenger RNA. RefSeq lists its product as uncharacterized. The record is from RefSeq and is a predicted model, not a curated record. Lineage: Eukaryota; Fungi; Ascomycota; Sordariomycetes; Glomerellales; Glomerellaceae. The transcript is spliced from 11 exons. The coding region runs from base 1 to 993 and encodes 330 amino acids.
AUGACUUUCCCGACAUAUUUCAUCCGAGUCUUUUGUUCGCGUUUCGUGAAACUUCGAGGCAUUUUCUGCAUGUAUCGGUAUGAGUCUCUGGAUUUUGGCCCUCUUGUUUCUAUGCGGCCGGGUGAUCUACCAGCUCACGGUUCCGUGAUCUACAGGAGCAAACGACAGAAGCCUACUUCAGUUCUCACGGCUGGGCGCUUCGAAAUCAUCACAUCGUUCCUUAAAAGAAGUCAUCAAUUGUUUGCUGAGUCCCUAUCCAAUCAAGCGACACAUGAGGAGGAGGAAAUAGUUCUGACAUCUAACUUCACCGUGCAGACGCCCGGGCACCGACACGUGCGAGCUCUCGUCGUGAUCAUCCUUUCCUCUUCUCGUAUACUUCAGCGAGUCAGUAGACAUUGCCCGACGAUCAAGAGGCAUACAUGGGUUAUAUACACAAGUCAACGUCGAUACCUAGAUCCUGCGGUUGGAGUGCUGGAAAAGGAUCACGCACCAGCAACUUCGAGACCUCGAAGAGGCCGUCCCAUCAAAACAACUUGCCUACCCCGUAUGACACCUCACGACUGGAACUUUUCGACCCCCCAGCCAAACACCACCGUCCCUAACCGCCGCUGGGAGAUCGUGAUAUCCAUGUCCACAGCCUUCUUACCACCGUAUUCGCUGGUCGUCACCGACCCAACUACUAAUCCAGCCCUCAUUGGCUUAUCUAUGGGAGAGCGGACGGGAUCCCGAGUUUUCCAAUGGGUAUGGUCGAGGAGCAACAUGUCGCUUCCCCUCCUCCACCACCCUGUUCACAUAUAUCGAGAGUUGACUUGUAGGGGGUGUGUCGCCACAGCUAGAGUGGAUAAAUCAGCUGCCAGUGUCUGGUUUCAAGGGAUGUUCGACCCACUGCUCUACAGCCCAGCCAGGGAGGAGGAAGACAGCGCCUCUUCCGCGAUGAACUCACCCACAACGACGCGACACGACUUCAAGUUACACCAUCAUCAGCUCGACUGA